CAGAAUCAAAUAUCGUAAACAUGUAAACAACACCACGAGAUUGGAGUGAGCUUAGCAGAUUGUGGUGUUUCGUUUAGAGAAAUCGCAAAUUACAUACUUAAUUUGCCUUCAAUUAGUGUUUCAAAAUGUUUAGAAUUUCACUUUACCGCUUUGGGCUGUUACAUAAGAAUUUGAACGCCCGGUUGGUCAUCAACUGUUGCGACUUCAGUUCGGAUUCUGGUCAACAAAAUGAUGAUAGCGGAAAGAAGCAAGCUCAACCGGAGCAGACUGAUCAGAAAAAGUCAAGUGAAAAAUCUACGGCCGCUUUGAAGCGUCUCAACGAAUUGCUAACGAUGAUGAACACAGACAAUCAGGGAGAGUUGGCGCAACUGGUUAAGAAAGUCAAUAUCGCCCAGCCACCAAAGCAGGAAAGAGAAAAAGCCAAAAAGAAGCAGCAAGCGAAAGAUUCCGGCUCCGAUUCUGAUUCGGAUGACGAGAAACCGAAGGAUUUGCUCCAGGCAACUCGUAAUGUUGCCAGUUCUUUGGGCGGAGAUGCAAAUAAAACCGAGGCAGAAUUGUUGAAGAAACUUUUAGGGGGCUCAGAUUCGAAGGAAGCAGUCCCUGCAGGAAACUUGAAAAAUGUAAUCACCGGAAUGCAAGUUGAAAAGGAAGGAGGCGAUAGGACAAAAGGGAUACAGUUGACCCGAAGCAAGCUGGUUCGGAAAUCAAUUGAAAGUAAAGGAAGAAGAGACCAAGCCGAGCCUCAAAAGUUUUACGAAAAGAAAGAAAGGAAUCGUCUGACUGUGUUACAACCCACCGGAGCGAGUGUGAAGCUAUUCGAGGAGGAACCACUCAACAUUUUUACCGAUCCAUCCGUCGCCAGAGAAAGCCCAGAUAUUUUGAAAACGUGGAAAAAGCUUCAGGACCGUGAGCUGCGUUUGGCUGUAACACAUCCACCCGCCAACUAUUUCCAGAAGAUGGCUCUCUGGACGGAGCAAGGUAAAUUGUGGAAGUUCCCUAUCGAUAACGAACAAGGGCUGGAAAGGGAGGCUGAUGUGUCCUUUACCGAACACAUCUUUUUGGAAGAGCAUCUCGAACCAUGGUGUCCUAAGCGCGGUCCCAUUCGACAUUUCAUGGAGCUGGUUUGUGUUGGCCUCUCCAGAAAUUACCAUAUUACCGCACAGGAAAAGAAGGAACACAUACUAUGGUUCCGAGAUUACUUCGAGCAGAAAAAAGACAUCCUCAAGCAUGCUAUCGUGCAGCAGCCGGUUGUGUCCAGUGACAAGCAGGUUGAGCUGUGAAGAGUUCGAUGUUUCGUGAGUAGCUUAAUACAUGAAUACAUAAAUGAA
This is a messenger RNA of Toxorhynchites rutilus septentrionalis, 1328 nucleotides long. RefSeq names its product 28S ribosomal protein S31, mitochondrial (gene mRpS31). The record is from RefSeq and is a predicted model, not a curated record. NCBI's taxonomy places the organism in Eukaryota, Metazoa, Arthropoda, Insecta, Diptera, Culicidae. The transcript has 3 exons. The coding region runs from base 126 to 1280 and encodes 384 amino acids. Gene Ontology annotation, cellular component: mitochondrial small ribosomal subunit. Gene Ontology annotation, molecular function: structural constituent of ribosome.